UUAACUAAACCAAUAAAGCAGGCUUCUUGAAGUUGUUGCAUUUUCAAUCAAAUAAAAAUGUAGUGUUACUGUAUUGGCACCAUUUCUGGAGACAAAAAGGAUCAAAUCUUUUAAGCACCCACAUGAUUAUUAGAUGCCGCACGUUCAGUAGAACCUUUUGUUGGCCAAAUGUGUAACAGGUUUACAAGUUCCAAAAAGAUCCAGCCGUGCAACACAUGCUGAUUUAAUUUGGCAAUCUCUCAUCUUAUCUCCUCCUUAUGGUGUUCUGACUAUAAAUACCUACUCUAGUUUUACUAUUCCAUCAUCAGUUUGAGAUAUCCCCUCAUUAGAAAAAAAAAACCAACAACAAUAAGAAAUGGAUUCUCUUUCUUCAAAACCCAAUCACGUUCGAUCAAUUAGUUUGCCCGGGAGAUCACACCCUACCACCCAGAGAGUUGAAGAGGAGCUCAACAAGCUCAAAUCAUUGGAAGUAUCAGCUGCACCAGCAGCUGUGAGCAAUGGUUUAAUCGGUUUGGAGAAAUUGUACAAGUGCAUAGAUGAUCUUCUCAACUUGCCUCAAAUACUUCAAGCCCUCUCUCAGAGUCUAAAUGCAAAAUGGCUAGACGAUUUAUUGGAUAAAUCAGUGAGGCUUCUUGAUCUUUGUGGCACAAUAAGGGAACUCGUCUCACAAUGUAAAGAAAAUGCAAGAGAUUUACAAUCAUCUCUUAGAAGGAGAAAAGGAGAUUCAACUACAGAUGACAGUGUGGAAAGAUUUACCUCUUUCAGUAAGAAGAUCAAGAGGGACGCCAAAAGAUCUGUCUCAACUUUGAAACAAAUGGAUCAAGAGACUGCAGUAUUGGUCUUGCUAGAUGCAGAUCAAGAUACAGUAGCUGUGAUUAGAGCACUAAAAGAAGCUAAUGCAGUAUGUCUUUCAACUUUCCAAAUGCUAUUAUCCUUCUUGUGUGUGCCUCUUUUGAAGCCUAAGCCAUCAAAAUGGUCUUUGCUUUCAAGAUUGGUGCAAAAAGAAAGAAUAGCAUCUGAAUACCACGAAGAAAACAUGAGCUUGGAAACAAAGCUGGAAACUUUCGAGGCUUACCUUGACAGCUUUGAAGAUGGAUUGGAAGCAACAUUUAGGUGUCUCAUUAGAUGUAGAAGCUCGCUCCUCAAUAUUUCCUCCUCCUAAUCUGUCAGUUGUUAUUCCACACACUGUAAAUUGUAUAUAAACAGUUUUGUAGUUAUGCUAGAAAUACACAAAUCUCAAGUGAA
Solanum pennellii is the source of this 1245-nucleotide messenger RNA. RefSeq lists its product as uncharacterized. The transcript has a single exon. Bases 356 to 1162 code for a protein of 268 amino acids. Gene Ontology annotation, biological process: shoot system development; root development. Lineage: Eukaryota; Viridiplantae; Streptophyta; Magnoliopsida; Solanales; Solanaceae. The record is from RefSeq and is a predicted model, not a curated record.